Messenger RNA from Patiria miniata (bat star), 645 nucleotides. RefSeq names its product endochitinase A1-like. The record is from RefSeq and is a predicted model, not a curated record. The transcript has 2 exons. The coding region runs from base 1 to 645 and encodes 214 amino acids. NCBI's taxonomy places the organism in Eukaryota, Metazoa, Echinodermata, Asteroidea, Valvatida, Asterinidae.
AUGGAAAAUCGCUGGAACAGCACCCAGCCCCCCCCCCCCUCAAGCACCCAAGAAGUCUCCUCUCCCUCAAGCACCCCAGUAGUCUCCUCCUCCUCAAGCACCCCAGUAGUCUCCUCCCCCUCAAGCACCCCAGUAGUCCCCUCCCCCUCAAGCGCCCCAGUAGUCUCCUCCCCCUCAAGCACCCCAGUAGUCUCCUCCCCCUCAAGCACCCCAGUAGUCUCCUCCCCCUCAAGCACCCCAGUAGUCUCCUCCCCAUCAAACACCCCAGUAGUCUCCUCCCCCUCAAGCACCCCAGUAGUCUCCUCCCCCUCAAGCACCCCAGUAGUCUCCUCCCCCUCAAGCACCCCAGUAGUCUCCUCCCCCUCAAGCACCCCAGUAGUCUCCUCCCCCUCAAGCACCUCAGUAGUCUCCUCCCCUCAAGCACCCCAGUUGUCCCCUCCCCUCAAGCACCCCAGUAGUCUCCUCCCCCUCAAGCACCCCAGUAGUCUCCUCCCCCUCAAGCAGCCCAGUAGUCUCCUCCCCCUCAAGCACCCCAGUAGUCUCCUCCCCCUCAAGCAGCCCAGUAGUCUCCUCCCCCUCAAGCACCCCAGUAGUCCCCUCCCCUCAAGCACCCCAGUAGUCCUCUCCCCUCAAGCACCCCAGUAG